Messenger RNA from Culex pipiens pallens (northern house mosquito), 2358 nucleotides. It is a transcript of the gene Rcc1, whose product is annotated as regulator of chromosome condensation. Bases 291 to 1796 code for a protein of 501 amino acids. NCBI's taxonomy places the organism in Eukaryota, Metazoa, Arthropoda, Insecta, Diptera, Culicidae. Gene Ontology annotation, molecular function: guanyl-nucleotide exchange factor activity. Gene Ontology annotation, cellular component: cytoplasm. The transcript has 3 exons. The record is from RefSeq and is a predicted model, not a curated record.
UUGCGGAUGUAGUUGAAGAGUCAUCAUCCAUCUCCAAACGGGUCCUCAUUAGACCCAGGACUUCCGCGCAAGAAACAUCCGUGUCAGUGACCAAAGUUGGUCAUCGGUUCCGCUCCCCCACCAAACAUCCCCCAGUGCAAUUGUGGCCGUAUGCUGCGGACAUUCCGGUGAACCGAUUUGCGGCGCAUUUGCUGCAUUGAAGUUCUAACCUCACUUUUUUGUGGGAGGUGGAAUUUCGCCAUCCGGUGACCGAGGAGCUUCAUCACACCGUAGAAACCACGCCGCCAAAAAUGGGCCGCGGCAGACCAAAGCGGGAAAAUCCGGCCAACGGUGACGCGCCGGCUGCGAAAGUCGCCAGGACGUCGUCCACCAAAUUCGAACUCCCCCUCCCCGCCCUCCCCACGCUCUCCGGCAACGUCCUGUCCUGCGGCCAGGGCGAAGUCGGCCAGCUCGGCCUCGGCGAGGACGUGUUCGAAAAGACGCGGCCGGCGCUCAUCCCCAGCCUGCGCGACAUCGUGGACAUUUCGGCGGGCGGCAUGCACAACCUGUGCCUAACCCGCCGGGGGGAGGUUUACUCCUUUGGAUGCAACGACGAGGGCGCGCUGGGGCGGGCCACCGCCGACGAGGAGGGCUCGGAGUUUGAACCACGCCGGAUUGAGCUGCCGGCGCCUUGUUUGAAAAUUUCGGCCGGUGAUUCACAUUCCGCGUGUCUGCUGAACGAUGGCCGCGUGUACGCUUGGGGCUCGUUCCGGGAUUCGCACGGCAACAUGGGCCUCACGCUCGAGGGCAACAAGCGGCUCCCGAUCGAGGUCAUCCCGGGCGUCAAAUCGGUGGACAUUGCCUCCGGCGGGGAUCACCUCGUAAUUCUCACCGAGAACGGCCACGUGUACACCGUGGGCUGCGCCGAGCAGGGUCAGCUCGGCCGCAUUUCGACCCGGGCCGCCUCCGGUGAGUCCCGCCGGGGCAAAACCGACCUCCUUCAGCCGGGCAUCGUCACCCUCAAGGGCAAGAAGGUCCUCGCGGACGCCAUCUGGGCCUCCACGUACUGCACCUACUUCAAGGACCGCAACACGGCCAAGAUCUUCGCCUUCGGCCUCAACAACUACUGCCAGCUCGGCAUCCCGAACCCCAGCGAGAACGUCGUCAAACCAGUAUUCGUCCCCGAACUCACCAGCUUCACCGACGUCAAAACCAUCGACGGUGGCCAGCAUCACACCCUGAUCCUGAAAACCGACAACAAAGUGCACGUCAUCGGCCGCAAAGAGUACGGCCGGCUCGGCCUCGGCGACGUGUCCGAGGACGCCAAAACCGUCACCCCCGUCCCAGCCCUCGCGGACAAAAAAGUCACCGAGAUCUGCUGCGGCGAGAGCACCUCCUUCGCCAUCACCGACAAGGGAGAACUCUACGCCUGGGGCAUGGGCUCGAACCAGCAGCUCGGAACGGGCAACGAAGAGGACGAACAGACCCCAAUUCAAAUCGCCAGCAAGCAGGUCCAAGGCAAGCGCAUCCUAAAGGUCUCCAGCGGAGGCCAGCACAGCUUGUUCAUCGUGGAGGAAGCGCCGACGAAGGAGGCCACCCCCGUCCCGGAACCAAAACCCGCCGCCACCAAAUCCAAGAAGGAGGAAGCCACUUCAUCCUCGUCCACGACCAAGACGAACGGAACUGCCCCGAAGGAGGCGGCAGCAGCAGUGAACGGUGGCGACGAAGCGUCCGACGACGGCAAGGACGCCACGGUCAGCACCACCACCACCGAGGAAAAGAAGCCGGCCGCGCGGGGACGCAAGCGCAAGUUGUAGAUUGGUCGUGGUCGUCGCGAAUUGUUUCACAAACCCCAGCCUAGAAAUAUUCAAAUUUAGUUGUUAUGGUUAGGCUUAGCUAGUGCAAAGAAACAAAAAAAAAAAACGAAUACUUAAAAAGGGAUGAGAGCAAGAACUAAGUAAAUUAGUUUUCCUUUUUGUUUGGUUGCUGUACGUAAGGAGCGAGCAGGAGUAUUUUUUUAAACUGAUAUUCAUAGGCCAACGUCACUCGACAAAACUGUUUAUUAUUAUUUCCCCCCUUCUUUUCUCGUUUGUUCUUAUUAAAACUGUUAUUUCUGUUUCUCUUAAUUGUAAUUUUCACCAUCGUUGUACAAACGAUAUCUCUGUAAGGCAUCCUGUUUCAUUAAUUUCAACCCUGUUUAGGAUCAAGUUGGUAAAUACCUCCCCUGUGAAGGAAGUAGGGUAGGAUAAACAAGAAAACGAACUGAACUGACGAAACACAGCCGUUUCAAGUGAGGGUCCGCUACGUUUGGCGCGAAAUUAACUUAUUUAAAACUUCAUUCGAGAUCAUUCAAUAAAAAAACUUCUUAAACAAAAUGGU